AUGUAUUUGCAUAUGUUUCCACCACAAACAGGUGACAAAAACACGCUGUGUUUCAUCGGAUUGCUCAUGCCGUGGGGUGGCCUUUUCCCGGUGGCCGAGAUGCAAGCGCGGCUCUUCUGUGCCCAAAUGUUUCGCGAGAUUAGUCUUCCGAACGUCGACCGAAUGCGAUUGAGUAUCUCGAAAGAUGAGGAGAAAGCGAGGCAACGCUAUACACACAGCAAUCGACACUACUUUGAGGUCGAUUUCGUUCCCUACCUUAGGGAUUGGCUGGAAUAUUGCGAUGUCGCCCGAGCAACUUCCGGCUCAGUUUCCGACUGGACACUGUUCAAAAAAGUGUUCUUCGGUCCCUGUGUCUCGCCUGUCUACCGGCUUCAUGGAAAACACUCGUGGAUCGGUGCCCGAGAGGCGAUUCUUGGAGUCGAGCAUCGAACUUCAACGGCUUAUCUUGGACUCGGUCCCGUCGGCUCGCAUUCGGGAUACUGCCAAAUGGGGCGACUCGAGAAAAAUGGGCAAAACGAGACGCAAAAGAGCGGAACAGCACCCAAUGGAACGAUUCACAUAAAUAAUUUCGAUGGUCAGCUG
Messenger RNA from Mesorhabditis belari, 582 nucleotides. NCBI's taxonomy places the organism in Eukaryota, Metazoa, Nematoda, Chromadorea, Rhabditida, Rhabditidae. The record is from the annotation of a GenBank genome assembly.